AUGUGGAGAUUCGACGGACCAAAGCUUGAUUGGUCGAGGAAGUUCCUAACCUGCCGAAAUUGGCUCAAGAAAAGUAUGUUGGAGAACCCUGCAGCCAUGCUUGAACAUGUGCAGUUGGUGCCCCCCCGGGGAUCAAAUUCUAGUAGGAGAGUGCUGCUAACAGCAAAUCAGAACAUAUCUGCUCAGCUUUAA
Molecule: messenger RNA, 192 nt
Organism: Prunus armeniaca (apricot)
Lineage: Eukaryota; Viridiplantae; Streptophyta; Magnoliopsida; Rosales; Rosaceae
Source: the annotation of a GenBank genome assembly